ACCUUCGCGAGCAAAGUGGCAGCCAUUGGAGACGAAUGGGCAGACUCGUCUGUGGGCAACGUGACUGGAAGUAAUGCGGUCAACGUCUUUCUGGGCAUCGGGGUUGCCUGGUCUAUUGCCUCUAUCUACCACGCCAUCAACCAUACUGAAUUUAAAGUAGAGGCUGGCUCACUUGGCUUCUCGGUUACCGUGUUUUGCAUCUUUGCUUUUAUCGCUAUCCUUCUUAUAUUUCUGCGCCGGCGGCCUUCUAUCGGUGGUGAGCUGGGCGGACCAAAAAAGAUGAAGUAUUUGAGCGGCGCCUUCCUCAUUUUCCUUUGGCUUUUUUACGUUUUGCUGUCAGCCAUGGAAAACUAUUGCCACAUUGAAGGCUUCUAG
This is a messenger RNA of Protopolystoma xenopodis, 375 nucleotides long. The record is from the annotation of a GenBank genome assembly. NCBI's taxonomy places the organism in Eukaryota, Metazoa, Platyhelminthes, Monogenea, Polystomatidea, Polystomatidae.